Molecule: messenger RNA, 729 nt
Organism: Saccharomycodes ludwigii
Lineage: Eukaryota; Fungi; Ascomycota; Saccharomycetes; Saccharomycodales; Saccharomycodaceae
Gene: OCA1
Product: putative tyrosine protein phosphatase OCA1
Exons: 1
Coding region: 1-729 (242 amino acids)
Biological process (GO): protein dephosphorylation
Molecular function (GO): phosphatase activity
Source: RefSeq, a predicted model, not a curated record
AUGACCACCAACGAUAAUAGCGUCAGUAGCAUCAAUAUAGAGAAAGGAUAUGAAGAAGAUGAAGACAACUAUGUACUAGAUGAAGAAGUAGAAGAUAAUACUAAUAAGUAUACGAAUAAUAAUAAUAUAUAUAUAAAUAUAAAUGGUAAAAAUAAUAGUAAUGAUGCUAAUAAUAUACUUUGCAAGAAUACUGUUGUUCCACCUUUAAAUUUUUGUCCUGUGGAACGUUAUUUGUAUAGAUCUGGUCAACCGUCACCAGUAAAUUUCCCCUUUUUAGAUACCUUAAAUUUGAAAACUAUAAUAUGGUUAAGUAAUGAGGAUCCACAGGACGCUUUGUUAGAUUUUUGUGAAUUAAGUCGUAUCGAAUUACAAUUUGCGGCAAUCAGUCCAGAAGGCGGUGAGGAUGAUAAUCCAUGGGAUGGUUUAACUGAACAUUCGAUAAUUAAUGCAUUGGAAACUAUAGUCCAAAAAAAAAACUAUCCAUUAUUGGUAUGCUGCGGAAUGGGGAGGCAUAGAACCGGCACUGUUAUUGGUUGCUUGAGAAGAAUUAUGAAGUGGAAUCUAGCAAGUUGUAGUGAAGAGUACAGGAGGUUUACGGGUAGUAGGGGUGGUAGAAUAUUAGUAGAAUUAUUAAUUGAAGCUUUCAAUACUGACUUAGUAGAGAUCAAUGAGAAUGAAGCUCCAGAUUGGUUAUUAAACGCUGUUAAUGGGGGUAAAGAUAAAGCAUGA